CAAAAUUUUUCGUAUUCAUUUUGCUCAUCAAAAUUUAAAAAAAGUAUAAAAAAACACAUAAAGAAAAGGAUUAUGUAAAGACAAAAUUUCAAUAAGCAAAAUUAUCAAAAUUCUCAGUGAACAAUGUCAGAAAAAAAAGAAAAGCCAAUCCCCAACGGGUUUAAAUUUUUAUUUGGUGGUUCAGCUGGUAUGAUGGGUACUUGCGUGGUACAGCCGUUGGAUCUGCUGAAGAAUCGAAUGCAGAUGAGCGCAGUAGGUUCAAGGGCCGAGCGAAAAACAUCCUUUGAAGUUCUCACGGGUGUAAUAAAAAACGAAGGAUUUUUGACGCUGUAUAAUGGCUUGUCAGCUGGCCUGUUAAGACAGGCGACCUACACUACAACGCGAUUAGGUAUCUACACGUACCUGUUAGAACUGACUACCGUAGACAACAAAGCACCGAAUUUCGCCUUUAAGGCCACCAUGGGUAUGUUUGCCGGCAUUUGUGGUGCUUUUGUAGGUACUCCCGCGGAAGUGGCGUUGAUUAGGAUGACGUCAGAUGGGCGUUUGCCACCAGAACAAAGAAGGAACUAUAAUAACGUGAUUGACGCCUUGAUACGAAUAAUGAGAGAGGAAGGAAUACGGACGUGGUUCAAGGGAGCUGUACCAACUAUGGGCAGAGCAAUGGUCGUUAACGCAGCCCAAUUAGCCACUUAUUCCCAGUCGAAGCAACAGUUGUUAGCCAUGAAAUUUCAAGAUGGUAUAUUUCUUCACUUUAUGGCUUCGAUGAUAUCAGGUUUAAUGACUACAAUAGCUAGUAUGCCGGUAGACAUCGUAAAAACCCGAAUUCAGAACAGCAAAACAACGGAUGGCUCCAAACCACCAGGAUUAGUGCAAGUAAUGGGCCUUAUAAUAAAGGACGAAGGUAUUUUCGCCUUGUGGAAGGGUUUUUUGCCCUACUAUUUUCGUCUAGGACCCCAUACAGUGUUGACAUUUGUAUUUUUGGAACAGCUGAACAGCGCUUACCGAAGACUUUCCGCAGAUUAAAAAUAUUAUUUCGUCGAUAAUAGUUAUGCCAAAACCAUAAAAAAUGUAAAAUAUUGUUAAGGUCAAACGUGAAAGAAGAUAAAAAUAGAAAAAAUAUUUUAUGAGUU
Messenger RNA from Sitophilus oryzae (rice weevil), 1130 nucleotides. Its product is annotated as mitochondrial 2-oxoglutarate/malate carrier protein-like. Gene Ontology annotation, molecular function: antiporter activity; succinate transmembrane transporter activity; malate transmembrane transporter activity. The transcript has 5 exons. Lineage: Eukaryota; Metazoa; Arthropoda; Insecta; Coleoptera; Curculionidae. Gene Ontology annotation, biological process: thiosulfate transport; oxaloacetate transport; succinate transmembrane transport. The record is from RefSeq and is a predicted model, not a curated record. Bases 124 to 1023 code for a protein of 299 amino acids.